This is a messenger RNA of Trichoderma gamsii, 1143 nucleotides long. RefSeq lists its product as hypothetical. The transcript has a single exon. The record is from RefSeq and is a predicted model, not a curated record. The coding region runs from base 1 to 1143 and encodes 380 amino acids. Gene Ontology annotation, molecular function: hydrolase activity. NCBI's taxonomy places the organism in Eukaryota, Fungi, Ascomycota, Sordariomycetes, Hypocreales, Hypocreaceae.
AUGGAAGUCGUCCCGGAAACCAUCAGGAAACCGACUGUGCCGGAGCCUGACGACUAUGUCAACCCCUUGGAGGCAAGUUCUCGCUGGGCCCUGAAUGCGCGUGCGCAGGCCAUCCGCUAUGCAUCCAGCCUCGGCUUCAGCAUCUCCAACCGCACUGAGCCUGCCGCUCCUACACCGUCCACCGAGUUCUGGGUUGAUGCGACCCUCGCCGAGAGCAAGGGGCCCAAGAAGAUCAGGGUCGAGGUGUGGACGCCGCCUCGUCUAUCCAUCGGGCCUCGAGCAGCCGUCGUGGCUCUCCAUGGAGGAGGAUGGAUUCUCGGCCAGGGAACCGACAAUGCUCGCUGGGCAUGCGCCGUCAUGACCUCGCUGGAUGCCGUCGUCUUCACCGUCAACUACCGCCUGGCGCCUAGCCACCCAUUUCCAACCGCCAUCGAGGACUCUGUCGAUGCCAUCCUGGAGAUAACCAAGCGCGCCGCCCAGUUUGGCAUUGACCCCAGUCGCAUCAUCCUCUCGGGCUUUUCCGCAGGUGCCACCACGGCCCUGUCCAGCUGGCUCAUCAUGAAUGACCCGUCCCGCUGGAAUUACACCCUGCCCUUCGCCGUGCCUCGCAUCACGGGCCUCGUGCUCUUCUAUCCCGGCUUGGACUGGACCAUCAACAGGGCUGACAAGAGGCUGAGCUGCUCUCGUCCUGAUCUCACCCUGUCCAAGGGUUUGACGGACCUGAUUGAUGCCUCAUAUGUCUUCCCCGCCAUCCCUCGCCACAAACGCGCAGAUCUUCGGCUGUCCCCGGGCCUGAUGCCGGAUGACAUUAUGAAAAAGUUACCGCCCAUUCAUCUCUGCUUGUGCGAGUAUGAUAUGCUUCUCGCAGAGGGUACCCGCUUCGCAAAGAGACUGCAGAGUCUGCAAAAGACUGUCACUUUGCGCAUUGUUGCGGGCGAGAAGCAUGCAUGGGACUGCCCCCCGCCAAUGAUACAAAAAGAGAGUGUCGAAGUCGAAUACGCAGAGGCGACUCAGGCCAUUGCCAACUGGCUCGGCCAGGCGCACGACACUGACAGGGAAUCGAUGCGAUCCAUGAAAACAAAGCGUUUGCGGAUACCCCGGCCUAGUUUCAUCUCUCGAUCAAAAUCAGCUGGUCCCUUUUGA